This is a messenger RNA of Pneumocystis carinii B80, 1894 nucleotides long. RefSeq lists its product as hypothetical. Lineage: Eukaryota; Fungi; Ascomycota; Pneumocystomycetes; Pneumocystales; Pneumocystaceae. Gene Ontology annotation, molecular function: GTPase activator activity. The transcript is spliced from 3 exons. Gene Ontology annotation, biological process: small GTPase-mediated signal transduction. Gene Ontology annotation, cellular component: cytoplasm. The record is from RefSeq and is a predicted model, not a curated record. The coding region runs from base 46 to 1848 and encodes 600 amino acids.
CAAAAAAAACAAUCGCUAUAUUUAAUCUAGCCUAAAUCAAAAAAAAUGGCAGAUAUUGAAAAAGAUACAGACAUAUAUAUAUUUAGCAAUGAAUCUUGUGAAGUGAGACACUAUCCUAUAUUAUCAGAAAAGUCUCUUUGUUCUAUAUCAAGUAUUUCAAAACAGUCCGACUCUGGAAGUAUGGAUUUCAUUUCAGAAUACAAUUCAUUAGCAACACAAUACAAGUUACCAUGUUAUCCAAAAAAUGAUGAAGAAGAAAAUGAUGAAUCGAAUGAGCAUAUUUAUCAACAAAGCAAACCGGAAACACAAAAAAAACUCAUUAAAAAAUUAUAUAAAUACCAAAUGAAUCAUUCAUUAUUCCAUUCCUCGAAAUGGAUAAAAAAAAUAAUGAAAAGCAAACACUCAAAGAAGCAUCAAGAUGCUAUAUCAAAAUCAAAUUCCAAAUGGAGUAUAUUUAAAAAAUCUGUACAAAAUCCUGUAGAAGUAAAUACAUUAAACAACACCGAAAAUCCUUGUAACGAAUGCUUUGAGAAAUAUUGUAAUAUUAAUUCUAAUGAAUCUUAUGGAAUAUUUGGAGUUCCUUUAUUAUCUCUUAUUCAAGAGAUGGGCACGAGUCAUAUAGCAAACUUUCCGGAAAAUUUAAUGUUUAGUGAGCACAAAGUUCCAUUAAUAUUUAAAAUAUGUGUAACAAAAAUUCUGGAGAAGGGUCUUGAAACACCUGGUCUUUUUAGAGUAAAUGGAUCACGAUCAGUUAUAAGAUCUUUUAUUGAACACUUUCUAAAAAAUAAAUCCGGAAUAUUACGUGAAAUGGAUAUAGAGAAUUUUAAAAUAAAUCCCAACAUUCAUGAUUAUGCUAGUUUAAUAAAAAAAUUACUAGUUGAACUACCCGGGGGAAUUAUUGGAAAUAAAUUACAACUUCAAGCACUUUUUCCUCUUUUGGAAGACAGAGCCUCAGCCCGUGUCUUAAUGCCACCUGAAAUACGCGCACGAAUGCUUGCAUUAGCCUUAUCUACAAUUGAAGAUCAAGAUAGAUUUUAUUUAGCUUGCUCAGUAUUUGCACUUUUAAGAGCAGUAGCAACAUGUACAGAACAUAAAGAACGUGUCUUAAAUUAUCCAAAAGAUCUAAAUUACAUGAAACCAGAAGCACUUGGCUUAGUAUUUGCGCCAACUUUAUUAGGAAAACAAAUAAAUUCAUCUGAUAUUUCAGACAUCAUGAAUUCAGAAAAUUUAUCUGAUAAAGAACAAUUAGGACCAUUAAAAGUAAUAAAAGAAGAAAAGGAAAAAGCAAGGAAAAGUGCCAAACUUAUCGAAACUAUAAUUGAUUAUUGGGAACAAAUAAUAGCACAAUUAAAGAAACUUCAACCAUCUUUACAUAUUUCUGAGUGUAAUAAGAAUACCACCCAAAACAAAAUAGAGCAUUCAGAAAACAAAAAUUUUUAUAGAAAAUUCUAUGAUGAUAAUAAAGAAAACAUUGAUCCAAACACUGAUGAGCAUAUGUUAACUAAAUUUUCCUCUUUAGACAAUAAUACUUUUACAACAGCACGCACAAAUACAGAUGAAACAAAUUCUGAUGGAACAUUACCAAAAACUAAAAAAAACUUUAUAAAUGAGUUAGAGUAUAAAGAAAAAAUAAUUAAUCUUAAGAAUCAACUUAUUAUAAGCCAAAAGGAAAAAGAAGAGAUACAAAUUCAUUUAGAAAUCAAAACUCAAGAGGCAGAAAGGUUAUUUAGUAGAUGUCUCGAUUGGCAAAGAAAAUCAGAAGCAUGGCAAAAACGAGCAGAAACUGCAGAAAAGGAUCUAGAAGAUUAUAAAAACAAUAGACAAGUAAAGCUAGUUGCAGAGUGGUGAUCAUACUUUCAUAUAAUUUAUCAAUAGUUAUAACAAAAAGUUAUGU